Messenger RNA from Schistosoma turkestanicum, 3029 nucleotides. The record is from the annotation of a GenBank genome assembly. Lineage: Eukaryota; Metazoa; Platyhelminthes; Trematoda; Strigeidida; Schistosomatidae.
AUGUUAGAUAAGCAAAUAUUUGAACCAACAAAUCCUCCAACUAAACUUCAUUGGACUUGUAACAAUCAAGAAAUUACUCCAGGUGAUAAUAUAAGAAUUACAACAUCUGAAGAUGGUGAAUUUAGUUAUCUUGAAGUUUUUGAAUCUAGUUUCACAAAUGCAGGUGAUUAUGAAGCGAAAGCUGGAACAACUAUUACUCGAACCAGUGUUAAAAUUGAAGCUCCAGUUAAUUCAUUGAACGGAAUGAUAGAUGAAAUUGAUGAGGAAAUGUCAGAUGAAUUUUCUACUCAAGAUGUUGACCAAGUAAUAAACGGCACUGAUGGAGGCAUCAUACCUAAAGCUGUUGGAUUAGCACCAUCAUUCACUAUCCAUCCAAUUAGUCAAACUGUUAAAGAUGGAGAUACGGUAUGUUUAGAGUGUUCGGUAUCAGGGGAUCCUAUUCCAGAAGCCGAAUGGUAUUAUAAUGAUGGUCCUAUUCAAGCUGGACAUAUAUUUUCUCAAGAUAACGAAAUUAUAAAGCUUGAAUUACAAGCUCUAUUACCCGAAGAUACUGGUACUUAUGAAUGUCGCGCAACAAGUUCAAUGGGUAAAGCAUCGACUGUAGCAUUCCUUGUUGUUGAAGCUGAAAAUGAAGAGAUGAAAGGACCAAAAUUCCUAACUUUCCCACAAUCACGUAGUGCUGAGGAGAAUGAAACCGUUACUUUUAAAUGUUCCUUUGGUAAUUCACCAGUUAACGAAGUUUCUUGGUUUCGCAACAAUACUCCGUUGGAUUCUAAGUAUUUUGAUUUUGAUGUAUCUGCUCAGACAAGUAUGUGCAUUCUUCCAUCAGUGAAAACAUUGAAAGAUUCUGGAAUUUACUCAGUAGAAAUCAAAGAUGUUGAUGGUAACUCAUUUGUAUGUAAAUUUUACCUACAAGUAUUACCAUCUUUAUUGAGGAACGAUAGUAAUUCAGUUGAAGCGAUUUAAAAUUACAUAUUUUUGUACAGGAACACUUACUUGUCCUAACGCGAAUCAUGACCAAUGACUUCAACUACCAUUUAGUGACAAUCUUAUUAUCUCAAAAAGCUAUCAAUGGAAAAUACUUUUUGUGCACAAAUCAGGUACAAAGUCUCACGUUUUAUGAAUUAUCAACAUUCAUUGACACUUAUACUUUCUCAAAAUAUUAGUGAUGAAUAGAAACCUUUUAUUCCCCUUGAUUAUUCUGACAAGAAAUGCUUUUGCCCAUUUUUUUUCUCAACACAUUCAAAAAACAUUCAAAAGUAUCAGUGUAAAAAUGAUGCCAAUCAGAGAAACAUAUUUUUUGAAGUAAUAUAAACUCUAACCAGCGAAAAAUAUCCUAUGAAAAAAAAAACUCUCAAAAGAAAGAUACACUUCGUUUCGUUUUAGUUUAUGUGACAAUUUUCUAGUCAUUUUCGAUGGCUAUACAUACUUGUAUGUAAUAUGAGAUGAGAUAAUAAUAUUUAAAAAGACUUAUAGGAUAAGUUAGGGAAUGCAAUUGAAAUUCAACUUUUGACUGCUCACUUAUGUAUUCUGUGACUUAAACAAUUAUUACUACAACUUUUGAUUUUUAAUCGCUUUUUCUUUCUCCUGUUUCGUUUGUGAACAUUUUCAACAUCAUUUAGAUGUUUGUGCAAAAAAAAGUCGAGAGAAUAACAAUUAUACACAUGUGUGCAUACUGUUAUUUAUUACUAUUUAUCUUCAUUAUCAUCACUUUUAAAUCCGAUUCAAAAUUCAAACAUUUUAACUUGAUUUUUUUUUGGACAAGAUUCUUUUAUGCUUCCACCCAUUUUUUGUUUUGUUUUGUUUUAGUUUACUCAUUCAUUCGCUUAAUAGAAUGAUUUCUUGUUUACAUAGAUGUGUACGUACGUUGAUUCCUUUACACUUUUCAUUCCCAUGAAUAUUCUUCUACUGGAAUUGAAGUAACCUAUUUCCUUUGAUCAAUUAACAAAAAAUCUGCUUUUUACUGAUAUUUUAUUUAAGUAUUCAUAAUAAUUCACUGUUUUAUAUAUGAUAAAGAAAAACAAAUCACAAAUUAAACUUCUUCUUCACAAAAACCUUUUACUAGUAGUAAAACGAUUUUCAUAAUGGCUUAUUAAUUGACUUCUCAAUUUAAACUUUACGCUGUCGAAUAAAUCGUUUGAUCGCAGAAAAAACAAAACAAAAUUAUUUUAUUUCUAAAUUGUAUGUACGUACACAUACUUGUGCUCAUUUAUCAAAUUACCUCUUUUCAAAUAUUAUUUUCUUUCGUAUCUCAUUUGUUUGCCCUGUUCUAUUGAUAACGAUUCACACAAAUUCAUCCCAAAAAAUGUAUUCACAUUUGGAGAAAUCAUCAUUAUACGUGUUGUUUUUGAAAAAAAGGCUUCGUUGUAAGUAAAGAGAAGAAAACUGUUUAUGUAAAAUCUUACGAUUUUUCACAAUCAUCAAACCCUUUUUUUGCUUUACGACAGAUAAGAAUAAGAAUAUAAAUGUGAACAACAACUAAUGUGAUCAUUUCAAGUGUUAUUUCAAUUCUCUUUGAACAUUUUUCUUAAUGAAUCACUUAGCCUACGAGCAGAUUUAUUUAUUGACACAAUUCUAAAUCUCUUCAUUGUUCUCUUCCUACAUAUUAUACACGAAACAAAUUGAUAUUAAUAAUAAUGAUAACAAUACUUGUUAUUUCUGAUUAUCUUAUCCUAUCCUAUUCAUUCUUCUUCAACAAUAAUAAUAAUAAUCUCACUUUCUUAUAUGUGCUAUUUUUGGCCAGUUUAAAAAAAAACAAGUCAAAUUUAAUUUUUUUUCUCAUCUAUGUAGUCAGUUUGGUUUUACCAUGCUCUUUCGCCAAUUUUAUUCUCUUCCUCUUGUUGUCAUUCUUUUUCACAUUGUUACAUGUUUUUUUCUUGAAUAACUAUUUGUUUCUUUCAAUGGAACUGAUCACUUUUUCUUUGACCGAACCCUUUAUUAAAUUAUCAUUAUUUACUUACACUUACAACAAAUUAUGUCCUAUAUGAGAAAAACAAAGAAUGUUUUGAAAAGUAAAGUUUGAAAAAUGA